AUGCCGGACACAAUUAUGUCCAAAGAACCCUCUUCCAACCUGGAGAACGCAAUGCAGAUGCUGAUCAAAACCUUCCACAAGUACUCGGGGAAGGAGGGGGACAAGUACACUCUGAGCCGUGGAGAGCUGAGAGAGCUGUUAACAGAGGAGCUGGGGAGUUACCUAGGGAAUGCCCGGGAUGGAGAAGGGGUUGAGAAGGUGAUGAAUGACCUGGACGCCAACAGUGACGGUGAGGUGGACUUCACAGAGUUCAUCAUCCUCAUGGGAGCCCUGACGGUGGCCUGCAACGACUUCUUCAUGGAAUAUAAGCCCGAGAAACUCGUCCACACGCCCUUCAAAACAAAGGAGGCAACGAUAGAGGAGAUUAAAGAGUGAAGGAAAGAUGGGAGGAGGGACUGGGAGGAGGGAAGGGGGAGGUGGAGGUGAAGGGUGCAAUGAACUGUAGAGCAAUAGUGAAAGGGUAUAAUUUAUGGUUGUAUGAUCAUCUUAUGCAAUUUAUAAACAGUGCAACUGCAAUGUGUGAAAAGAGGCUGAGGGAACAUCACUGUGUUAAAGUAAGUAAAGUUUCGCUGAUGGACACUUAAACAGGAAAAUAAGUGUUUUCCCUCUGCAACUAUCCAAAUACUUUUCAUACCACAGUUAGGUCACAGGUACGGAGCCAGUUACUCUGUGUCCUCAAAUCCAUGAAUGGCACUGUAUACCGCAGGGGUCAGCAACAGGCUCCCCGGCAGAGUGGUUUUAUUGGGCC
This is a messenger RNA of Oncorhynchus kisutch (coho salmon), 748 nucleotides long. RefSeq names its product protein S100-A1-like. NCBI's taxonomy places the organism in Eukaryota, Metazoa, Chordata, Actinopteri, Salmoniformes, Salmonidae. Gene Ontology annotation, cellular component: cytoplasm. The transcript has 3 exons. The record is from RefSeq and is a predicted model, not a curated record. Bases 1 to 375 code for a protein of 124 amino acids. Gene Ontology annotation, molecular function: calcium-dependent protein binding; calcium ion binding.